Nilaparvata lugens (brown planthopper) is the source of this 2205-nucleotide messenger RNA. Its product is annotated as organic cation transporter protein. Gene Ontology annotation, biological process: transmembrane transport. The transcript is spliced from 10 exons. The record is from RefSeq and is a predicted model, not a curated record. NCBI's taxonomy places the organism in Eukaryota, Metazoa, Arthropoda, Insecta, Hemiptera, Delphacidae. Gene Ontology annotation, cellular component: membrane. Bases 237 to 1913 code for a protein of 558 amino acids. Gene Ontology annotation, molecular function: transmembrane transporter activity.
AGAGAAAUAAUCAUAAUUUUUUUUUAUUGUGUGUAUAAGUAGACCCCAUGUUUUUAAUUUGAUAAUGUUUACUUUCUUGUGGUUAAGCAAUUAGGCUAACUCUAUAUUGUAAGUAUUAGGCAAAAAAGAUAGAUUUUCAAAAUCUUCGUAUAUGUACUUGCUGAAUUUCUAUCUCAUUAUUUUUUGUUAUAUUUCCAGUCAAAUUUACUAGGUUUUUACUAGAUUCAAAUGUUGUGAUGGACCGAGAUGCGGCAGCAAUAGAAGCUGCCUUGGAAAAAGUGGGCUCCAAAAGCAGUUGCUGGCUGUGGGGUGUAUUUAUCUUGACCAGUAUGCCUGGUGCUUUCAAUUCAAUGAAUAUGAUGACCUAUGUGUUCUUCACCCAUGUCCCCCCUUACUGGUGUAAGGUUGAUGAGUUGACCUCUGCCGGAUGGACUCAUGCACAGAUCAGGAAUGUCUCAUCACCAGACGCUUCAGAUAAUAGCUGCUUUAGAUAUGAUUGGGAUUAUGCGCAGUUGGCUGGUUUGGGCUACAAUGGGUCAUUGGACUUCAUAAGUAAAGCGGAGCAAAAACCAAAGUUGAUAGAAUGCCAGACAUUCGAAUAUGAAGAAAGUACACCAAAAUCAACUAUUGUCAGUGAGUGGAAUUUGGUUUGCCACAGAGAUCAUCUUAGGUCUUUUACUCAAGUCACAAUUGCGUUUGGAAAGUUCUUUGGUGGUUUCGUAUUUGGAGCUAUUUCUGAUAAAUAUGGAAGGAAAACAAGUUUUAUACUUGCAACAGUGCUGUACAUCGUAGCAGGGCCUUUAGCAGCUCUAGUACCCAGUUUCACGGUAUUCAAUAUAACCAGAUUUAUAGUCGGAAUGGCCGGAUCUGGUGUCUAUGAAACAACCUUCACCAUCCUAACUGAAAUAGCGGUUCGGGUGUACAGAACACUAUUUGGUUGCGUAUUCAACAUAUCCUACCCAGUGGGUUACAUUCUGCUCCCUGUAUUGGCUUAUGUAUCCCAUGAUUGGAGGCAAUUGCAACUUUAUGUAUCUCUAUCGAUUCUGGUACUCGUUAUGCAUUUUUGUCUUCUCCCUGAAUCUCCACGUUGGUUAUUAUCCAAAGGCAAAAACGCUGCUGCAUGGAAAGUUCUAGAAAAAUCUGGUGGAGUCGACAGAGAUGCCAGAAAUAGACAAGAAAAUAGACCCGCACCUGCUCCGCCGAAUCAGGGGCAGGCUGCGAGAAAAUCUUGUUGCAAAAGGCUACUUCAUUCGCUAGAAGAAAUAUUGUCAUUGUUUGGUUCAGUGGAGAUAUGUAAACGGAUAUUCAUCUGUUAUUUUGCCUGGUUUGCAGCUUCAAUAACAUAUUAUGCAAUUGCAUUGAACGCGGAUAAUUUCACAGCAAACAUAUACAUAUACUGUGCUUUGAACGGGGCUGUAGAAGCACCUGGAUACGUUCUUUCCUUUCUUUGCUUGAUGACUUUUGGAAGAAAGCCAGUCAGCAGUUUGCUGUUUUUCAUUACUGGUUUAUCAUUGCUCCUCAUUCUAAUUGUACCUCGAGAUUUUCCGAUAGCGAUUCUCAUUAUGGCAUUGACUGGGAGGUUCUGUAUAUCGGCUGUGUUUGCAGUAAUCAUUCUACAAACUUCGGAGCUUUUUCCUACCGUCAACAGGAAUUCAGCCAUCGGUACCAGCUUGACUGUGGCUCAAUUGGGAGCUGUAGCUGCCCCAUAUGUUGUCAACUUUAUGGGAGGAAAGAAGUACUGGUUCCUACCAAGCACAUUUUGUGGUAUCCUGUCCAUUUUGACCGCUAUACUCAUCGCUUCUCUACCAGAAACAAAAGAUAAGCCAAUGGCUAAUACAGUCGAAGACAUAAAAAACCAACCAGAUAAAGUUUCGUUUUUGUCGUUUUUCAAAUUUGUAUGUUUCUGUUGGUGACAAAAUAGAGCUUAAUGGUCUAUGCACCAUGUAUAACGAGAUAAAAUUCAACAUACAUUCAACAAUAUUCAAUAAUUUAUUUGUAUUUUUCAUUCAAGCAACUACUUGAAAAAUAGGAAUCAAAUAAUUCAUAUAAUUAUGUAGAAUUAUUUGAUAUGUAGGAGUAUUAUUAAAACCUGAUAAAUCAAUAGGCUUGUAAUCAAAAGGUUACAAUAUUGAUUGGUUUCAAUUUUAAUAGGCUUCCAUUUAGUUUCCAAGUUUUAGGCUUUAAUUUUGAUAUUUUUUCUAAAUU